Penicillium salamii is the source of this 546-nucleotide messenger RNA. The record is from the annotation of a GenBank genome assembly. Lineage: Eukaryota; Fungi; Ascomycota; Eurotiomycetes; Eurotiales; Aspergillaceae.
AUGGAGAACCUCUUGGAUGAUCUGUUGGAUUUGGAGGAGCAAUUCUACAAUGAAGGAUUCGAGCUCGGUGCCAAAGAUGGAGCAGAAACCGGAUAUACCGAAGGAAGCGUCUUUGCCGUCGAGAAGGGCUUCGAGAAGUUUGUCGAGAUGGGCCGAUUGUACGGCAGAGCGUUAGUCUGGGCACAAAGACUCGAUUCCAAAUCGAACAAUGCACCAGCGCAAUCUACUACAGAAGAAAUCUCGCUUGAUCCAUCCAUCUGCGAGGAUAUGCCGAGUCUCCCGCCUCACAGCACGCGCCUCGUCAGGAACCUUCACACUCUACUUGAGCUCGUGGACCCAGCUACGUUGGACAUGAGCAAUACCGAAGAAGCUGUCAACGAUGUGGAUGAGCGGCUCAAGGGGGCUGCUACGAAGGCAAAACUCAUUCAGCGUGCCAUGGGCGAGCGUGAGGAACCCAGCGCCCAGGUUGAGCCUAAGGACAUGACCCCGUCUGGUGACGGCAGUGGCAGCAUUGAGGACAUCAGCUCCCUUAACAUUCGUCACUGA